CCGGAGCUGCGAAGCUGCGAAGCUGGGAUCGCCCGCUGCAGUAGCACGGUCGGAUCUUCGUCCGCUGCUGCUGUGCGCGUCGCCGUCCGAGCUCCGCCGCGGAGGCUUUGCAGCCCGCAGCCUGUAGCCCACCGUCCGCGCCUUCAGGUCCCCGCCGCCCGUUCAGGGCGCUCUAGGCCGCACUAUGGUGAAGGUGACGUUCAACUCGGCUCUGGCCCAGAAGGAGGCCAAGAAGGACGAGCUCAAGAGCGGCGAGGAGGCGCUCAUCAUCCCCCCCGAUGCCGUGGCGGUGGACUGCAAGGACCCGGAUGACAUUGUCCCUGUGGGACAGAGAAGAGCCUGGUGCUGGUGCAUGUGCUUUGGGCUCGCAUUCAUGCUUGCAGGUGUCAUUCUGGGAGGUGCAUACCUGUACAAAUACUUUGCACUUCAACCAGAUGACGUGUACUACUGUGGAAUAAAGUACAUCAAGGAUGAUGUCAACUUAAAUGAGCCAUCUGCUGCUGCCCCCGCUGCUCGCUAUCAGACCAUUGAGGAAAACAUUAAGAUCUUUGAAGAAGAUGAGGUUGAAUUCAUCAGUGUGCCUGUGCCAGAGUUUGCAGAUAGUGAUCCUGCCAACAUUGUUCAUGAUUUUAACAAGAGACUCACUGCCUAUCUAGAUCUUAACCUGGACAAGUGCUACGUGAUUCCUUUGAACACUUCCAUUGUUAUGCCACCCAGAAACCUGCUGGAGUUACUUAUUAACAUCAAGGCUGGAACCUAUCUGCCUCAGUCCUAUCUGAUUCAUGAGCACAUGGUUAUUACUGAUCGCAUUGAAAACAUCGAUCACCUGGGCUUCUUUAUUUAUCGACUUUGCCAUGACAAGGAAACUUACAAACUGCAACGCAGAGAAACUAUUAAAGGUAUUCAGAAACGAGAAGUCAGUGAUUGUGUCACAAUUCGGCAUUUUGAAAACAAAUUUGCCGUGGAAACUUUAAUUUGCUCUUGAACAAUCAAGAAAGACACAGAGAAAAGUUUAAUAUCACAGCCUAACCCCACCCUUUGUAUUUCGUGCAGUGAUUUUUUUUUAAAUCUUCUUUCAUGUAAGUAGUAAACAGGGCUUCACUGUCUUUUCAUCUCAAUAAUUGAAUUAAAACUAUUACCUUAAAAACAUUCUUUCUUCUUUCUAAGUGUGGUGUCUUUUAUAUAUGAUUUAGUAAAUGUAUGAGGUCAUAGAUAUAUAGAUAUGUACUUUAUCUUAGAUAAAGUACACUUUACCAUAGAGCUUAGGCAUUAGUAAGAAUUACAAUUACUUUAAAUCAAUUAUCUGGGUUUUUAUGUUUCCAUUAUGCAUUUUCAGGAGAGGGGUUAUCAAGAAUACUCAUAUAUAUGCAUACAUUAAAGUGGACCACAGUGACUUAACUUGUUGUUAGUUGCCCUGCUACCUAGUUUUAGAGCAUUUGAGCACACAUUUUAGUUUUUCUUUAACUGAAUCAGCAGUAUUUUUAAUGUUGCAUUUAACUAUUAAAAGUAUGAUUUCUACCUUGAUGUUUUAAUAUAAUAGGCAUCUGCUGUAAUGAUAUUUUAGAAAAUGUUUGCAAUUUAAGAAAUAACUUGUGUUACUAAUUUGUAUAACCCAAACCUGUGCAAUAGAAUAUAAAUAUCACAAAGUUGUUUGACCACUGUGUGUUGUUUUUCCCAUAUAAUAAAACCAAAGAAUAAUUUGGUUCUUCCUAUCUUAAGAUAACCCAUUUGACAAAAGAAAGUAUUUUUUAAAAAUCAAGUUCUCUAUAAACAAUGGGUAAAAAUCAUAGAUUGUUUUAAAUAAAAAUAAGCCAUUACUUAACCAAACCAUAUUUCUUUGUGGAUACUAUUAAAGUAACAUUUAAGACUCAA
Dipodomys ordii (Ord's kangaroo rat) is the source of this 1872-nucleotide messenger RNA. It is a transcript of the gene Itm2b, whose product is annotated as integral membrane protein 2B. Gene Ontology annotation, molecular function: amyloid-beta binding. The record is from RefSeq and is a predicted model, not a curated record. Gene Ontology annotation, cellular component: Golgi apparatus; plasma membrane; extracellular exosome. Gene Ontology annotation, biological process: negative regulation of amyloid precursor protein biosynthetic process. The transcript has 6 exons. Bases 185 to 985 code for a protein of 266 amino acids. NCBI's taxonomy places the organism in Eukaryota, Metazoa, Chordata, Mammalia, Rodentia, Heteromyidae.